AUGGCUCGAUUCCAGUCUGUCGCUACAUUCGUGAUAUUAUCCUUGGCUCUUGGUGGUCUCGCCGCAAUAGGGCCUACGGCCACCAUUGAUAUUGUCAAUGUCGAACUUUCGCCCGAUGGCUUCAAUCGCUCAACCGUUCUCGCUGGUGGAACAUUCCCUGGUCCUCUCAUCACCGGUAACAAGGGCGAUAACUUCCAGCUGAAUAUCAAUAACCAGCUUACGGAUACUACCAUGUUGAAGACGACCACUAUCCAUUGGCACGGUCUCUUCCAGAAAGGCACCAACUGGGCUGAUGGUCCGGCGUUCGUCAACCAGUGCCCGAUAGCGAGUGGCAACUCGUUUUUGUACGACUUCACCGUUCUUGAUCAGGCUGGCACGUUCUGGUACCACUCUCACUUGCAAACCCAGUACUGCGAUGGUCUUCGUGGUGCGCUCGUCGUGUAUGACCCGAAUGACCCCAACGCCGAUCUCUACGAUGUUGAUGAUGAAACCACCGUUAUUACACUCGCGGAUUGGUACCAUGCUGUGGCUCCCACCAUCGCAGUCGGUGUCGCUGACUCUACGUUGAUCAACGGGCUGGGUCGUUAUGCGGGAGGGCCCUCAUCCGACUUGGCAGUUAUCAGCGUCACUUCUGGGAAGCGUUACAGGUUCCGCCUGGUUUCUAUUAGCUGUGACCCCAACUUCACCUUCCAGAUUGAUGGUCACAAGUUCACCAUCAUCGAAGUUGACGGUGUCAACCACGAGCCCCUCGAGGUCGAUGAGAUCCAGAUCUUCGCCGGUCAGCGCUACUCGAUCGUCAUGGCCGCUGACCAGCCCGUCGACAACUAUUGGAUCCGCGCCAACCCGAACAACGGUGCUGCUCAGGGCUUCGACAACGGCAUCAACUCUGCAAUCCUGCGCUAUGUCGGCGCCGACGCCGUUGAACCCACCACGACUCAGGAUACCCCGUCUGCGGCGCUCGUCGAGACGAGCCUCGUGCCCGCCGAGAACCCUGGCGCGCCCAUUCCCGCUGACCAGCGCUGCGUCGACUGCGCAGACGUGAACAUCAACCUCGCGCUCGACUUCAACCUCAACGGCGACUUCCAGUUCAACAUCAACGGUAUCAGCUACGUCUCUCCCACCGUUCCGGUGCUGCUACAAAUUCUUUCUGGCGCACAAUCUGCGACGGACCUCCUUCCGACUGGAAGCGUCUACGCUCUCCCGAAGAACAGCACGAUCCAGAUCUCGCUGCCGGCUGGUUCGACCGCCCCUGCUGCGGGCGGCCCGCACCCCUUCCACUUGCACGGACACACCUUCGACGUCGUGCGGGCGUCGGGCCAGUCUGACUACAACUGGAUCAAUCCGCCCCGCCGUGAUGUCAUCAGCACCGGCCAGACUGGCGACAACGUCACCAUCCGUUUCGUCACUGACAACUACGGUCCCUGGUUCCUCCACUGCCACAUCGACUGGCAUCUCGAGGCCGGCUUCGCCGUCGUUCUCGUAGAGGACACGGGUGACGUCUCGGCGAACGUCGCGGUCCCCGACUCGUGGAGCGAUUUGUGUCCGACGUACAACGACCUCACCGCCGACGAACUUGGCGGCCAGGAUUAA
Punctularia strigosozonata HHB-11173 SS5 is the source of this 1590-nucleotide messenger RNA. It is a transcript of the gene Pslcc1, whose product is annotated as laccase. The record is from RefSeq and is a predicted model, not a curated record. Lineage: Eukaryota; Fungi; Basidiomycota; Agaricomycetes; Corticiales; Punctulariaceae. The transcript is spliced from 10 exons. The coding region runs from base 1 to 1590 and encodes 529 amino acids. Gene Ontology annotation, molecular function: copper ion binding; oxidoreductase activity.